Messenger RNA from Sungouiella intermedia, 1878 nucleotides. The record is from the annotation of a GenBank genome assembly. Lineage: Eukaryota; Fungi; Ascomycota; Pichiomycetes; Serinales; Metschnikowiaceae.
AUGUCGGACGACAAAAAGAACACAGGCUUCAAGAGGAAGUUCCAUCUGAAGUCUAGGAAAGGCUGCUCUACUUGCAAGAAAAGAAGGGUCAAAUGUGAUGAAGCAAAGCCGCUGUGCAACAAUUGUGUGCGUAUGAAACUUGUUUGUGGAUAUCUAGACGAUGCUGGUGACCACGGCCCAAGUUCCAAACGACAGAAGGCUCAUGUCAAAUCAGAGGAUGAUCUGCUUGUUUCGUCACCAGACAUGCAACAGGCAACGCCGGGAAAGACUCCAUCGCCUCAUGGGAAGCAAGAUAGUGCUACUCCCUCGUUGAUUGCAUCGGCAUUGAGUUCGGGACUCUUGAAUGCUGGCAACUUAAACAACAUCAACUUGAGCCAUUUAGUCAACAACUUGAGCAACAUAGGCGACUUGAGCGGGCUCGGAAACUUGGCAAACUUAAGUAGCUUGGCUGUAUUGGCUCAACUUCCCAUCGAUUUGUCGGCGUUAGGACCUCAAAUGGCAGGAAUGAGUCUAAGUCUACCCGGAUUUGGUGGUCUGUCGGGUCUGGAUGGUCACCCUUCGGCAGUAGAGCCACCAGAAAACGUACUUGGAAAUCACAUAUCUGUCAACACCUCCCAGCCGAAUUUGGGACUCCAAAACGUACGUGCAGAUGACCUCCAUGAAGAUGUGUCCGAUGAUCCACCAGUAGUCCUUCCAGAGCCAUACCAGGAGCCUCCUAGCAUUUCGCCCAAUGUGUCCAAUAUGCCCAAUCCAUUGGCACUGGGCGGUUUGGGUAACUCCGGUACAUCUCCAUUCUUUAACCAAGGCUCCAGUGGCCUUAACAUGCUUGAUUUACGUCUUAUGUACCACUACACCACACAGGUGGCCAGCACUAUCACGGGAGCUGGUAUUUCCGACACAGAUAUAUGGAACCAUGAUGUUCCAAUGCUUGCGUUCGAGUAUCCAUUCUUGAUGCAUGCAAUCUUGGCAUUUAGUGCAACCCAUUUGUCGAGAACAGAGAAGGGCCUCGACCAGUGUGUCACCUGCCAUCGUGGAGAUGCACUUCGACUUUUACGAGAGGCUAUUUUGGAUAUCAACAGCGAUAAUACCGACGCAUUGGUGGCCAGUGCCUUGAUUUUGAUUAUGGACUCUUUGGCCAAUGCAUCUGUUCCGUCGCUGACGUCGCCCAAGUCACUUCCUGCUUCUGCGUGGAUUUUCCACGUCAAAGGUGCUGCCACAAUCUUGACAGCUGUGUGGCCAUUGACGGAAGCUUCGCGAUUCUACAAGUUCAUCAGUGUGGAUUUGGGAGAUUUGGGCGAUAUCAUCAAUGAAAAAAGCCAACUUUCGUCAAUGGAACCCCAUUCAUAUGCCAACUUGGAGUGUCAUGACUCUGAUAUCGCGGACUUAUACCCUGUGCCCAUCAAUUCUCCUUACUUGAUCACGUUAGCAUAUCUUAACAAACUUCACAAGGAACGCUACAAGGCUGACUUUAUUUUGCGUAUCUUCGCCUUCCCAGCGUUGCUUGACAAGGACUUCUUGACGCUUUUAAUGUCUGGAGACAUCAAGGCCAUGCGGAUCAUGCGGUCUUAUUAUAAGCUUUUACGUUCGUUUACUACUGAAAUGAAGGAUAAGGUCUGGUUUUUGGAAGGAGUCUCUCAGGUUCUUCCGGUAGACGUCGAGGAAUAUGCUGGUGGAGCUGGAGGAAUGCACAUGAUGCUUGACUUUUUAGGAGGUGGCCCAGCCAUAGUGGAAGAUCACGAAGUGGAUAAAGAUCUCUCCAUGAUUGACCCUGGCGGCCAAAUCGCCAACAAAUUAAUCGACACCAAUAAUCUUCCAAGCGACAUCACCAGCAAUUUGGAUAUCAUGCAAGGCGACAACGGAAUCAUGGGCAUCAAAUAA